This is a messenger RNA of Alosa sapidissima (American shad), 832 nucleotides long. RefSeq lists its product as uncharacterized. The record is from RefSeq and is a predicted model, not a curated record. The coding region runs from base 68 to 805 and encodes 245 amino acids. NCBI's taxonomy places the organism in Eukaryota, Metazoa, Chordata, Actinopteri, Clupeiformes, Clupeidae. The transcript has 2 exons.
AGUUGGCUGGUUUCAGAUUUGUGGAUAAUUUGAUGUUCAAACUGUGAUUUCUGGCAAUCUUAUUUAAAUGCGGUCCUGCUGGUUCUUAGCCUGCUGCCUGGCAGCACGGCAGGAUGAAGGGGAAAAAAUUAAGAAAUGUGUCAAAAAAUACAGACUGGUAGAGCUAAAAAGAGAACUGGAAGCUUUGGGAGUUAACAUUGAUGGGCAAGUGGAUGAGACUAAAAAGAAAAACAAAAAGGAAUUACAAAAGCUCCUCAUAAAGGAGCUGAAGAAGAUUGAACACGACAAAAAAAGACUGGACAACAGGGCUUACGAAGACGGGUUCACUAUGGCCAUGGAUAUCCCCGAACAUGUCCUAUCUGCUCUGAAUGAACUGGAGGCUUUGAGAAUUUACAGUGAUGAGGACAUGGAUGAGACUACAAAGAAAAACAAAAUGAAGAGAAAAAUUGAACUACAAAGGUUCCUAAUAAAUGAGCUGAAGGAGGUUGAGCACAGCAAAACUGACCUGCACAACCAAGUUUACGAAGAGAAAUCACUAAUCACUAUGCCCAUGGAUAUCCCUGAAGAUGUCCUAGAUGAUCUGGACACAUUCUUGGAUAAACAGUUGGAAGUAUCAGAGAGAUAUGAACGAAAAGAUGUCGUGCUCGACAGUCUCCUGUUUAAAGUGGACUCGACUCUAGCAGUUCAUUUUAAUGGAGGCCAGAGGCUGGAGACAGGAAAGAGGAGGCGGAACGGGAGGCCUGUUUCUGGAGUGCCCUACAAAUUCACAAUGGCUCCAUCCCUGGGAGGAGGUUUUGUGUGGUAGGACAGCAGACGGCUGACAAGGACCAUU